AUGGCGCGCGCUCUCCUCGCCGCUUGCGCGAGGCGCCCCGGCCUCCAGCCGGCCCCGCGGCCGCAGGUCCUCCGGCCUGGCCGGCCCGCCGCCUCGGGCCGGCCCCUCCUCAGGGUGCUGGCCGGCGACGCGCCCAGCCAGCCUCUGGACGCGAACACGCCCGAUUCGAAGUGGAGGGAGAUCCUGACCGCGGAACAGUAUCAUGUUUUGAGGGAAAAGGGGACCGAAAUGCCAUUUUCUGGCAAGCUUGACAAAUUCUAUGAGGAUGGGAUUUACAAAUGUGCUGGGUGCGGGGCUGAGCUGUACAAGUCUGAACAUAAAUUCGAUUCUGGUUGUGGAUGGCCGGCGUUCUACGACGAAAUCGAGGGCGCCAUCAAGCGCUACGAGGACAACUCGAUGGGCAUGAGGCGCGUGGAAAUUGUGUGCAGCAACUGCGGCGGCCACCUGGGGCAUGUGUUCGAAAACGAGGGCAUGCCCACGCCCACCGACGUCCGCCACUGCGUCAACAGCUUGUCUAUGACUUUUGAGAAGGCUGCAGACAGGUGA
Messenger RNA from Ostreobium quekettii, 546 nucleotides. Lineage: Eukaryota; Viridiplantae; Chlorophyta; Ulvophyceae; Bryopsidales; Ostreobiaceae. The record is from the annotation of a GenBank genome assembly.